Molecule: messenger RNA, 288 nt
Organism: Paramecium sonneborni
Lineage: Eukaryota; Ciliophora; Oligohymenophorea; Peniculida; Parameciidae
Source: the annotation of a GenBank genome assembly
AUGAAUGAACUUUUCAGUUACAAGAAAUAUCAUACUUUCAAUUAAAUCAGCAAAUAUAGAUAUACAAACCUCUCUAAUUAAACUGCAUUCUUUGUUUAUUUAAUGGAACUAAAUAAAUUUAAAACUAUAGAAAACAUAAUUAUAUAUACAUCUUUUGUAAAGAUUUAGACACUUAAUAUGAGUGGAAUGAAGAUUAAGUUAUAUCAAUUUAAGUUUAAUGUUUAAAUUAAACAAUAAAUUCUAUUUGUAAAGAUCAAAAUAAAAAAAUAAUCAAAGUAAAUAAACUGA